AUGGAAUGGUCCAAGUAUCUCUCACAUAACCAAAACCAGCAAAACACAAACGCAUUCCCUAUAGCCCAACCUCCCGGCAAAUUGGCUGCUUUAAAUAUGGCUGAGAAAGUCCCCUCAGGUUCCAAAUCCCUGGCACAAGCCAAUAGUCACAAGUAUGAUGAACAAAACGCAGCUUCAACAGCUCGUACGUGA
This is a messenger RNA of Puccinia graminis f. sp. tritici CRL 75-36-700-3, 192 nucleotides long. RefSeq lists its product as uncharacterized. Bases 1 to 192 code for a protein of 63 amino acids. Lineage: Eukaryota; Fungi; Basidiomycota; Pucciniomycetes; Pucciniales; Pucciniaceae. The transcript is spliced from 2 exons. The record is from RefSeq and is a predicted model, not a curated record.